This is a messenger RNA of Fusarium redolens, 1875 nucleotides long. Its product is annotated as FMN-dependent dehydrogenase-domain-containing protein. The coding region runs from base 216 to 1613 and encodes 465 amino acids. The record is from RefSeq and is a predicted model, not a curated record. Gene Ontology annotation, molecular function: heme binding; L-lactate dehydrogenase (cytochrome) activity. NCBI's taxonomy places the organism in Eukaryota, Fungi, Ascomycota, Sordariomycetes, Hypocreales, Nectriaceae. The transcript has 5 exons. Gene Ontology annotation, biological process: lactate metabolic process.
AUUUUCUUUGCGUUUGGUCUCUUAUCGUCUUUGUCUUCCGUUUCACAGCGUGAAGACUUCGGUAUCGCCUGUCCACUGAUUGCACCACUUGGCUCCACUCGCACAUGAUGAGGAUUAUGGGUCAACAUUGACAAUUUUAUUAUCGAACAAGUCGCAUGGCAAAACUAAGAAAAUUAUCAGUUUGUGAAUGAUCAGAAAAUUUCGGCGACGACAUCAUGCUAUUGCAUCCCGCAGAGGUUUCCAAACACAAUAACGCCAACUCCUGUUGGCUCAUCAUUCAUAACAAGGUCUACGAUCUUACAGAUUUUCUCCCAAAUCACCCUGGCGGAAAGAAGGUGAUACUGAAAAAUGCGGGCAAAGACUCUACUGCAGACUUUGAUCUGAUUCACUCGAAUGAUGUUCUCGAUAAGUGGCUUGAGCCAUCCAAGCACUUGGGCAAUAUCGACACCAGAGUAGCAGGCAUGUCCACAAAUGGAACGACCCAGGCCAAAGGUCAAGAACAAAGUCAAGGGGCUCUGAUAAACAAGCCGAAACUAUCACAAUGUGUCAACAUAUCAGACUUUGAGUCUGUAGCACAACAAACAAUGAAGAAAUCGUCUUGGAACUACUAUUCCACUGGAGCCGAGGACGAGUUUGCCAUCAAAGAGAACAACUCUGCAUUCCAACGCAUUCGGUUUCGACCAAAGGUUCUUGUCAAUGUUGAGCAUGUGGAUAUUUCUACCACUAUGCUUGGAGCACAUACAUCCGCUCCAAUCUACAUAACAGCUACCGCACACGCGAAGCUUGGAGACCCAGACGGCGAAGUUACGCUGGCGCGGGCGAGCAACAAGCAUGAUAUCAUCCAAAUGAUACCACUGUACUCAUCUUGUUCUCUCGACGACAUCACCAAUGUUAGGGAACCUGAUCGCACCCAAUGGUACCAGAUAUAUGUCAAAAAGGAUCGAAACGUGACACGAAAGGCUGUUGAAGCCGCCGAGGCACGAGGCUGUAAAGCUUUGUGCAUCACUGUCGAUAAUCCGCACCUCGGAAGUCGCGAAAAGGUCUUGCGUUCGCAGCAGAGCGAGUCUGAAGAGGACGAGUUCGAAGAUGCACCAGCAACGGAGCUGGAUCCGUCUCUCAUCAUGAACGCAACUCUAAACUGGGAUGAUAUCACCUGGUUUCAAAGCAUUACCAACAUGCCGAUUGUCCUCAAAGGCAUGCAACGAGUUGAAGACGUCAUUAUGGCAGCAGAAUACGGUGUCCAAGCUGUGAUUCUCUCUAACCAUGGCGGGCGUCAGCUGGAUUACUCUGAAGCACCAAUUGAGGUUCUCGCGGAGGUUAUGCCUAUCUUGAGGGAACUUGGACUUCAUGGCAAAAUUGAAGUGUAUAUUGACGGCGGCGUUCGUCGUGGGUCAGAUGUCCUGAAGGCUUUGUGCUUGGGUGCUCGCGGCGUUGGAAUCGGUCGCCCGUUUCUUUAUGCUAUGGCUGCCUAUGGACAGAAAGGACUCGAGAAAGCUAUUCGCAUCUACAAAGAUGAGUUGGAAAGGAAUAUGCGACUGCUUGGGUGCACAUCGGUUGACCAGCUUCACCCAGGACUGGUAAAGGUGCUUAGUGAAGUUCGGGAAAGGCUGUGAGCGCCAGGCCUUGGUUGGCAAUUUGUACUGCAUACAAGUUGUACAGGAUAUCCGAAGCAAACGAAGGGCUUUCCAUGUGCUACUUGGACUUUUCCAUGAAUAAGUGUCAAAGCUUUGAUGGGCACAUCAGUUCGUGUUCAUACAAAUAGAUAUGUAGUCCAUGUUGAAAGGGCUAGCAAGUGCAAGGAGGCUCUCAGAAGACGGACUGAUUGCCCGAAAGCUAUCGAUUAUAUUAUGUGCUUUAUCAAAUAAUAUACAGAGG